AUGCUGGUGAAACAAGGAAUGGAGGAACAGGAGAACGUCUGGGUUCUCUUCCCCCACCUUAUUAAGAUGAACAACCCUGCGUGGGCUACGGUUGUUCAGACACUGGCUGAGUUGAGCUCAAAAAGGCUCGGGAUCGACGACACAGAGAUGCAGCCGGUAUUGUCCACAGUGAUAGUGGUGGGUGCUAGAGGGAGGCUCGAUAAGCAGCGAGCCACGAACAUCAGUCGCUCCAUGGCGACGUUGGUGGUGACGUUGCCGUCUGAACCAAACUUCCUGGGAGCUCCGCCGGCUCCCCCAACCGUGUCUUUACUUUCGCUGGACACUACAAGUAAUUCUUUAGCAGAUCUCCUGCUUAAUCAAGACAUGACCAAGACUAGAGCUCAGAGCUCGGUCCUAGCUGACGGCGAGGCUGAAAGAGGGCCAGCUCCCAUUUUCGCGCCUAUCGUCCCACCGCGGAUCACCAAGACGUCCCAUGCGGCGUUGGUGAAGUGGCGUAAGGAGCGGCGGGAGUACGAGGACACCAUCCGCAAUCGUGCCAAGGGCGAUACGGAUGAUCUGAUCGUCUCGAUCAAGAACACCUUUGACGAAGGACUUCUUCGAGAGUGGUGCCGUCUCCGAUGGAAAGUAUCCAUCGAUGAUGUCACCGGCUCCACCAUACUGGAGGAAAUUGAGAAAAUCAUUUCCUCAGUGAAAAACAACAGUGCGCCCGAUAUCGACCUAGAAAUGGCCGAAAACCUGCACAUGGACUUAAGUGAAAGUGAUGUUCACGAACGAGUGAUUCAAUAUUUCAAAAUCUGUCGCGAAAUAAUUGAAGAUCACGAAUGGAAUAUUUUCUUCACUGGUCCUGAUGGGACAAAGCAGUUGUGCUCCAUUCUGAUAAAGUCGCUUGAGCCUAAGGCUCUGAGAGAAGAGGUGGACCGGACAGCGCGUUUCCAAGUGCGAAAGGCACGAGAGGACGAGGUCAUACUUCACGAACUGAUCCUUGAGAAGGCACUCGACCAUGAGAAGGCUUUUCAAAACCAACGACGCGCCAAGCGUGAUCGUGACCGAGGAGAUCGUGAACCUGAUCGUGCAUCCGUGCGUACAGGCAGCAAGAAACCUAUCAAGAAACCGAGGCUAGCGGAUGUGACGAGUACUACUGGCUCACAGCCAGUUACCAAGGCCACUGACCGUCCGAAAGUGCCUCCGACCCCCUGCCCUCACUGCGGUGAUGUCCAUUGGCUGUCCGAAUGCCCCACGGCUACGGACAGCAAAACGGCAGAGAUUCGUAAGAAAUUGCGAGCUCAACGUGGUGAAAAAUCAAAAAGAGAGGUGGCACGCCUAAAACGUCUUCGUGAAUGUAUCCCCAACGAAGAAAAAACUGUCAUUUUAAAUGAAGUGAUGGAACUGCCGUAUUGUGCCGACAAGCUGUCCAGAUGGGCUAGCCAGCCAACUACUACAGUGAGGUUGAAGCGUUUCACUAGCAAGAAGGCGAAAAAGCAGAGAACAGUGACUACUACAGAAGUGAAACAAGCGCUUAGGCCCCUGGACGAGGAGAACUUCACGUGGCCGACUCUGAACGAGUUCAAGGAGACACAACAGCAGCAUCAACCAAUCGCAGGCGCAGUACGAGGUGCAGACGACGUGCUGAGGGUGAAUAAGAGAAUCUGGAUCCCAAGGGCGUGGGUGGACCUCACCCAGCGGCUGUGUGUAAUCGCCCACUGCGGAGCCCAGGGCCACCGUGGCGAGCAGGCGAUGGUGAACCACCUGCGUCGACUGUUUCAUAUCCCCGACAUUCGGGGCGUCGUGCACACAUAUGUGUCGACGUGCCUAUUGCGCCCUCAUGUGAAGGGUGGCAAAAUGAUACGUCGACCGUGGGGUGAAACUAUCGAGUGCAAUGAAAGAAACGGAGUAUUGCAUUGGGACUUCCUAUCACCUGGCGAAUUCAUCGGAGACAGCAAGUACUUGCUCGUCCUCAAGGACCACGCCACUCACUUCUGUGAGCUCGUGGUGUGCGAUGCAGCUGACAGUGCUGUUGCCACCGCUGCCAUCCUCGACUGGCACAGUCGAUUUGGAGCUCCACCAGUGUGGGUAAGUGGUAACGGCAGCCACUUCAAGAACGAAGUGGUAGCUGAGCUUUCAAAGCGACUGAAGAGUCAACAAAACUUUAUUCUAGCAUACUGCCCCUGGAUAAACGGGUCAGUGGAGCGCGUCAACCGCGACAUCCUCCAAGUGCUACGGGUGAUGACGCUAGAAUACAAAGUUUCUACAAAGGACUGGGAAUAUCUAGUACCUUUGGUUCAAGCCAGCUUGAACCACACUGCACUACCUUCGCUCGGCAACCGAGCACCCGUAGAACUCUUCACUGGAUUGCAGUGUCCAUCGCCUCUGGCAGAGUUCUACCACCCCGGUAGCAAAAAGCUAGUCAUUGUGCCGAAGAAUUCGGAUGCAAUUGACAAACAUUUGGCUCAGCUAAGGCAGAGCCUGUGCACAAUGCACCAACCUAUUGUAGACCAGCGUUUGAAGCAACGUCUACUCAACAAAAAGAAAGAUCGAGGUGACAAUGUUGUCAACUUUGACGUAGGCGACUACGUUUUACGCUCACGCGUGGACGAAAAGAAAAGGAACAAGCUACUAGUAACGUGGCAAGGACCAUACAGAGUGGUCCGAGCUGACGUGCAUUCCUUCCGAAUCCGUCACUUAGUGACAGGGUGUGAGCUAGAUGUUCACGAAUCACGUCUAAAGUUCUACGCAGACAAAAAUCUGAACGUAACCGAGGAAAUUCUCGAACACGUGGCCUCCCAGGGCAUCAUCCUGGCCAUCAAUGAGCUGAAAAAGCAUCGAUGGAACAAGUCUAUCAAGGACUAUGAGGUUUUAGUUAACUGGAAAGGCUUGGAGUCCGUAGAAGACUCCUGGGAACUGCUGACAUCUCUGGCCAAAGAAGUCCACGUUCUACUGAAUCAGUGCAUUCAGAAGCAGGGUAGUAAGUUGCCUACGUAUUGGAAAGACUAUCAGUCCAAAUUUCAAUAA
Phytophthora nicotianae INRA-310 is the source of this 3009-nucleotide messenger RNA. RefSeq lists its product as hypothetical. The transcript is spliced from 2 exons. Gene Ontology annotation, molecular function: nucleic acid binding. NCBI's taxonomy places the organism in Eukaryota, Oomycota, Peronosporomycetes, Peronosporales, Peronosporaceae. The coding region runs from base 1 to 3009 and encodes 1002 amino acids. The record is from RefSeq and is a predicted model, not a curated record. Gene Ontology annotation, biological process: DNA integration.